Gymnodraco acuticeps is the source of this 4199-nucleotide messenger RNA. Its product is annotated as transmembrane protein 266-like. The coding region runs from base 847 to 2505 and encodes 552 amino acids. The transcript has 11 exons. Lineage: Eukaryota; Metazoa; Chordata; Actinopteri; Perciformes; Bathydraconidae. Gene Ontology annotation, molecular function: voltage-gated channel activity. Gene Ontology annotation, cellular component: plasma membrane. The record is from RefSeq and is a predicted model, not a curated record.
GAGGGACGACCUACCAGGCGUAAAGCUAAUAAAUUCAUCUGUGGCGAUAAUCCGCUCUCAAAUUGGCCUCAAUCGGGAACUGGGAAAAUCUAUUCGCAUCCUUUCUCUCUCACACAAACACACACACACACACGGCCAACAUUUUUAGACUGCUAUGUCGUGACCGGAGCGAUGCAAAUGUCACACGAUUCAUUGGCUGCUGUCUCCGGCACGAAAACGUCAAUGUUUUGAUGGCGUUUGGAUGAAGAUCUCUCCGCGUUGCCCGGCCGCUGCUGUGUGGAAGGACGUCGGUGGAGAGGUUUUGCUUCAGCACCUGGACAGCUUCUUACCCAGGGUUCCCCGCUGUGCUCGCCGGGGAAACCCUCGUCUGAGGAGCGGAACCUGGACCUGGAUCUCUGGAGCAUCCUUUCAACGCUCCCCACCAGGAGCAGGUUGCACUCUUCGUGAUUUAAUCAGUCUGAUUAGAUGCUAAUAUGAUCUUGCCGUGUGACGAUGCUUCUUGCGUUUUGCACUGAAAUCCAAGCAGCAGCGCAAGUGGGAGCAGCGGAAGCAGCAGCAGCAGCGGUGGUGGUGUUCGUCCAAUGCAAAAGUGCUAAGGAUAGCUGCAGCCUACACACACUGCGAGCCUGCUGCUGCUUCACUUACUCUGAUCGCCACCGAGGGAGACAUUACUAUCAGCGAGGGGGCAGCGGGAGGCGCGAGAGCCCGUCAACAAUGUAAAUCUCACACAGGUUCAACAUGAAAGAAGCAUCUAUCAGGUGAAAAGGUGAACUGCAGCAGAAAACCGGCAGAACUGAGAGGAAAUCUUGUGACAAACCUCCCCUCCUCUCUCCAUCAGCCAGCAUCAUGGCAAAUGCUGAGUGUUGGCAUGUGUCUAGGGAAAUGGAGCAGGCAGGUCUUUCGGACUUGGAGAUCAUCUCGCAGCCUGUGGAGGAUGAGAACCAGUAUCUGGCUCCUCCGGUCCAGCUGGUGAGUUUUGGCUACAGAGAUCUGCCCCUGGCGGCUCUGGACCUCUCGCUGGCCGGCUCUCAGCUCCUCUCCAACGCCGAUGACGAUGAAAACAGGGACGGGUCCAACUGGCUGAAGCCCUGCUGUGGGCGACGCGUCGCCCUGUGGCAGGUCUGUCUGCUGAGCGCUGGAUUCAACUGCAUCCUGGUGGCCUGCGUCAUCCUCGUGGUGCUGUUCCUGUCUCUGGAGCUGCUCAUCGACACCAAACUCCUACAAUUUUCCAAUGCUUUCCAAUUUGCCAGCAUAAUCCACUGGAUCAGCCUUAUCAUCCUGUCACUCUUCUUUUCAGAGACUGUCUUCAGAAUUGUAGUGCUCGGGAUCUGGGACUAUAUAGAGAACAAAGUUGAGGUGUUCGAUGGCGCCGUCAUCGUGCUGUCCCUGGCCCCCAUGGUGGCCUCCACGGUGGCCAACGGGCCCAGCAGCCCCUGGGACGCCAUCAGCCUCAUCAUCACUCUACGCAUCUGGAGGGUCAAGAGGAUCAUUGAUGCUUAUGUUCUUCAAGUCAAAGUGGAGAUGGAGUGUGAGAUCCAGCAGUGUGAGAAGACGAAGGCUGUGAGGGAGGAGCAGCUGGAGCGUCUCACUCAGAUCUGCCAGGAACAGGCUUUUGAGAUCCGGCAGCUGAGGGCCCAUCUGGCCCAGCAGGACGUGGACCUGGCAGCAGAACGUGAAGCAGCCAUGCAGAUCCACCAUGUGUGGGGCAAACAGGGCAGGAGUUUUCAGGUGGUGGAAGGCCUGCCUCCUGGGGAGUUUGACGAUGAGGGCGGCCAGAGAAACCCCAGGGAGCCACAUCCCACAGCAGAUCCAGUUGUGCGUGAUGAUAUGAACAACUACAUCAGCCAAUACUACAGUGAAGCUAGCAGUGAUGCUGGAGCUUCUGGCCUCGGAGCCCGGGUCAUCACCAUGGCAGCCAUUGACGUCCACCUCCCCACCAAUCCAAAUCCCAUCCAGUCAAACCAGAUGCUUGCCAUGGAGCUGGUGGGCAGCGCUGUGAGUGAUGCCUCAACCAGCCUAUCACGGUCCAGCGGCAGCCUGACGGCCCGCCCCCACAGCCUGAGCAGCUACAUCCCGGGGUCCUCGAUGACAGACUGCAGCCCAGCUCAGGAGCUCAGUCUGAGCUACAGCACCCAUCGCUGCCCCCCCCCUCCCUGCUCAGGCAAGGACCCCUGCAGGGACCCCAGCAUGGUAGUGCAGGAGCUGCUCUCCUCCCUCUCUGAGGACUCCUGCCUUGCUCAAAAGGGCCUGGUAGUGGACCCUGUUAACCUAAAGCUUCCCAGCCCUACUGGCUCAGAAAAGGCGAGUCCUGAGCUGGACAACAGAAUAAACAUCUUCAACCGCAGGAACCAGGAGGAGAGGCGGGGCCGGGGGGGGGGCUGCGUGCUGCUGCAGACCAAGCCGCUGAUCCACCUGCAGGGCAGCGGCACGGAGCCGUCCCUGGAGGAGAAGUACCGGCUCCUGGGGCCCGCUGACACGCCUCUGGAGGGCAUGCCUGAUACAUAAGCUACACAGAAACAAGUCUUUUAUUUUGCUGCCACCAUGUUCGGCACAUUUCUCAGCUCUUGUCACAGGUCAAAUCUCGUGAGAGGUUGUAAAUCCAAUCUUAGCCAAUCCAGAGCAAGCUUAAGCCUUAGCUUCAGGCUAACACUGAUGCUCCUUAACGUGACGUGUUCAGAAGUCAAUAGUAGAAAUGACAAUAAGAACUCUUAGGCCCUUUGCCAUACGGUCCAACCUCCCCUGCUCCUCUUUGAUGGAUUUUUGAUACAAGAAAUUCCCUGAUAAAGCACAACAAAGACUGAAACAUCCUAGUAAGGGGAGCCGAAUGUGUUCUUGGACACAUUCUUCAUCAGGAAUUCUCACUCUGAAAAGGUCCUAAAUGCACUGAACUUUACAUGUAUUAAAACCAGCAAGGGGCCAUUCCAGCCUAUACUGAACAAAAGCGUUAUCUCUGAACCGUGUUGCAAACCAAGACACUGUUCUCUGUUCUUGGAAUUUCAAUUUUGUUUUUUUACUUUCAAUUGGUAUGAACAACUUUAAACAUCAGUAAUGCUGUUUCUUGUUUAAACAGCCACAGGGUACAUACGACUGGCUUAACUUUGCCUUUUUGUCACUUAUUUGUUUGAUUUGAAACCAUGGACCAUGAUCCCAAUUUAUUGAAUAGCAUUUUUUGAAAAAAAAACAUGAGUAGGGUACAUUUGUGUGGAUGAAAUGAAAAGGUAAGUGAGUGGACUCUUCACAUGAAACUAGAUUGGAGUGCUUGUAGCAUGAACCUUUAAAAGAUAUGUGCCCUUAAUGGCAAGCAAAUUCUUUGCACUUUAAUGUUUACAGACACUUUUGUAAACUUGAUAUGGAGGAAGUUAUUGCCAAAUGCAGGUGCUGUCAUUUGAAUGAAAAUAGCAAAAAUAAAAGUUAGUAUUUCCCUAACUUCUUUAUGUUUACUGACUUUAAUACAUCAUACAUUUAAAGCUGUAUCAAACACGAUAAAACCACAGUUGGCUCUAAUCCAAUUUCUUUCUAUUCACAGGCUCCUUGUUACACACUGCACUGUACAACAGUAUUUCAUUAGCAUCAUGUCCCGUGCAUUUGAUUUAGAAAAGUCUGAAUUAUUUAAGGUUAUUAACAUUGGAAGAUCCGUCAACUGCUAAUUGGUCAAGUCAUUGUAAGUGUGUCGUGAGAAGUAUCAGCCCCCUCUAAUUACCCCCAUAAUAUCAUUAAUUCAGAAGAUAAACUGCUGUACCAUUUUGUUGCUUGUCAAAUGUUUACAAGUAUCUAGAGAAUGUUUUAAUUGUUAAUAACUAUUACUGCAACAAUUAAGCUAUUAUCAAAAGUGUUUUUCAAUUAUGAUAACUAAGUAUUCAUUUUCAGAUCUGGGUGUGUGGAUUGUUUGUAGCCGCCUAAUUUAAUCCGCAAUUAACACAGUACAUGCGGGACCAAGAGUCCUCCUGCUGAGUAACUGAUUUGAAGCCUCGACUCUGAAUUAAAACGACUCUUAUGGUAAGACUUCAUCUGUAUUCUAUGGACCUGUGACCGGAAACAAUACAUCACAUUGCAUCUUUUAAAAGUAGUUAGCCUAAAUAACUCUGUGCAAUCUGCCCAUGUCCUAUAUUCUGGCAUUUCAGUUCCUAUUAUUUUAUUGUCUAAGGAGGGUAGCAGGUAUAUUAUAUUUUGUAGGGUGAUUCGUUUGGAAACUUCUUUAA